AUGGCUCGUAAGUGGUAUUUUAACUCAGAGGAAUUGAAGAACUCUCCAAGUUUUAAAGAUGGUGUCAGUGCGGAAAAAGAAUUGGAUUAUAAGCAGCAAGCCGCUUAUUUGAUCAAAGACUUGGGCAAGCGGCUAAAUUUGUCUGAAGUCAGUGUAAAUACUGCUACGGUGUGCAUGCACAGAUUUUACACUGAGCAUUCACUGCUCAAAUUCCACAGAUAUGAAGUGGCAGCGACGGCAAUUUUUGUGGCGGCAAAGGUCGAAGAAGAGCCACAAAAAUUACCAGACGUGAUCAGAGCUCUUCAUAUGUGUUUGAAACGAGUCGACAAUUACACGCUGGACACCACCACUGCCGAGUACCGGAAGAAUGCUAACUCGAUAAUUAUGAACGAGAACAUUUUCCUGAUAACAUUUGAGUUCGAUAUGGAUAUGAGUCACCCGCAUGCUUAUAUUCUGAAUUUCUGUAAAAAAAUACAUGCUAGCAAGGAACUUGGCCAAAUUUUUCUGCAGUUAGCAACUUACACUUUGCAGCUGACGUCAAUGUGCGUCAAAUAUAAACCGGCAGUUGUGGCAUGCUUCUGUAUAUAUUUGAUAAUUAAAUCGUCUAAGUGGAAGAUUCCGGAAGUCAUCGAUGGGAAUCCUUGGUUUUGGCUUCUUGAUUGCCAAGUCACGAAUGAUCUGUUUGUUGAAAUGGAUAAGGAAUUCAGCGAAAUUUUAAAUAAAAUUCCAUCACGAAUUAAGAACUGGGUGAUGUGUUUAUUGAACAGUUCUCCAACUGGCCAAUUGACUUCGACCAACUGCCAAGUACGGAGCUCUAUUUCGUCGGAUCAAGAGACAGCUAAAGUGCUGCAGGAUAAUUUAAUUGAAAGUAGGAAUACUCAAAUGACUCCAGCAACUUCAGUUGAUCUUAAUAUGACAAUUGAAACUAUCGAUAAUUUCAGUCAGAAACGGAAAAUAGAUACUGAUACUGAUGGUAAUUUUUCACCUGCUAAAAAAUGUAAAUUGUCUUAA
Messenger RNA from Microplitis mediator, 1011 nucleotides. Its product is annotated as cyclin-T1-like. NCBI's taxonomy places the organism in Eukaryota, Metazoa, Arthropoda, Insecta, Hymenoptera, Braconidae. The record is from RefSeq and is a predicted model, not a curated record. Gene Ontology annotation, molecular function: cyclin-dependent protein serine/threonine kinase activator activity. The coding region runs from base 1 to 1011 and encodes 336 amino acids. Gene Ontology annotation, biological process: positive regulation of DNA-templated transcription, elongation; regulation of transcription by RNA polymerase II. The transcript has a single exon. Gene Ontology annotation, cellular component: cyclin/CDK positive transcription elongation factor complex; nucleus.